UGAUAUUAAUUGGAAUGCACAACCAAAAACGAGAUUUCUGAAAAAUUAAAAAAACCGAGUUAUCUCGUUUUGCAACGAAACUCUUCAAAUACAACCUUAUUGUAAAGUGUUAUCGAUGGCUCUCACAUAAAACUGUAAUAUUAACAUGUAAGUGUUGUUUUAAGGUUCCUCCAGUACAGCAGUGUUUAAAGAUCUUUGUUUUUCAUCAAAUGAAUUUACAACUAAUAACAUUUUGUACUUUCUUUGUGCAGUUCAUGGCACUUCUGUUUUCUGCCCAGAAACAAGUGACCUUGGAUCUGAUCAGCUUUUUAUUGGUUGUCUGGGUGUGCAGUUCUCUUGGCUUUAUGCUGUGUUUGAUGACCUGCUAUCCGUAAUGGAGUUUGCUGUUAAUCUGCAUUGCGAGACCGGUCUUUGUCCUGCGGACAUCCAGAACCACGGACAUUACUGUAGCAAUGCACGGGAAACAUGGGACACAGCGCACACACAUAUACAGCCUGCCGACACACUUGACAGUUGUUGUUUCACCCACUGGAGAUGUUAUCAGGAGCUAAAGGAGAGAAACUGCAGUCGGAGGAUCCCAACAAACACCAACUACACCUGCGGCUACAACUCCAGCUGUGACACGCAAGAUUUCUGUGAUGAUGGAUUCUGCCAUUGUGAUCAGUCAGCUAUAGACUGCAUCGGCUCCAACCGGCAUAUCACAAAACAGGAUGAAAACAACCAACCCAACACAUCACAGACAGAUCUUCUUGUUAAUGACACCUACACCAGUGAGAUGUUUAAUGAAACAGACAGGGUGGAGCUUUCCCCAUCAGACCUUGAUAUAUAUGGAUUUGAUCAGACACUGAAUGAGACAAUAAGCAACUCCACCACUGAGGUGGUAUUUGUUAACGGCUCUCAAGCCAGCGAUAUCCAGACUACAGAAAACCCUGCCGUAUAUCAGACUGGUCCAAGGGAAGAGGAGCAUAAACUGAAACAGGAGACAGACAGCUUAUCAGAAAGAGAAAACACAGUUGAGGAAGAGGAGGGGGUGGAAUACGAGGAAGGUGUCUUUAAUGUGACUGAUGUGAUGUCAGAAGAAACAGAAAUUCCUACUACCCACAAUGCAUUGGACAUGAGCACAAAUAAUGGACCGACAGGUAGCACAGCGCUACCGUUAACAACAGAAACACAGACUGUCGCAUUCUCACACACAGACAUACAAUCAAUCCCUACACAACACUUAUCACACACACAAAGUCUUCUUUCUGCUCCACACACAGUAUCAGUAACUACAUCCAUGCACACACAACCACAACAGCUCUCAUCUGAUGAAGAUGAGGAAAGUGAUGAAGAUGACGAAGACACAUUUCAAAUGGCUACAAACAACAAUUUAAAACCCUCAGCAUACACACCUGCACAAAUACAACAUACAACACACACCCUAAAACCUCUUACACACAUCCCUGUGCGUACUACCGUUACACACAAAACAGCAAUUCAUGCUAGUAACAUCACUGGAGGAAUAAUGGAUGAAUCGAAAGAGACAGAAGAAGAACAGUCGACACAAACCAAUCCAAACCUUUAUACCCUUCCGAUGACCACACCCACCCAAACAAUAACCAAUCAAAACUCUCAUCACAGAACAACCUCAUCCAUAUCUUCCAAUGAAAAUAAACCAGAGAGAGACAGUGAGGAGGAAGAGUUAUCGGUUGAAAAGACAGAGAAAGAAAGUGAAGAGGCAAGCGACUUGAUCACAACCAAACCAACAUCUUCAGCAUCACACUUGACCACACAAGCCACCAAAAACUCACAUGAAAAGCAAAACAAAGAGAGUGAUGAAGAGCUACAGAGUGACGAAGAGAGUGAAAAAAUAAGUGGCAUUUUUUCUUCGGUCCACAGCCAAACCACUGCCAGCUUUCUAAAACCCUCCAUCACAACACCAGGCAUCACUGAUCCUUCUACUAAACCUACCGUACACGUGUUCCCAAAACCAACAGCACACACAGUUGCAAAACCAACGAGGAAUCACAAACCAACAUCUACGCCUCUCCAUAAGACCCAGAUGCCAGCAUCCACAUCUCGUCCUUACUCCCAGAAAUCAACCCAUCCACCCCUGCAACGGCCACAUGCCACUAUGGUGACCCCUGCAGCUCAGGAGGAGUCUGCUGAGGAAGAGGAGCAGGAGGAGGAAGUGAAAGAGCCGUCUGACAGCUCACAGGAAUCAGAGAAGCUUGAGCCUGUCCGGAGACGGAGACGGACACUGCCGUUCUUUGCCUGGUCUCUGCUGGAGGCAGCGGGACUUUCAGACCUACAGCCGAAAGAAGAAAGUGAAGAAUGUAGCAUGUCUUUUUACCAGUAUGAUGCAGCUGGACAGGUGCUAAGGGAUAUGUCUGCUUUGGGAGAAAUGCUGAACUGUCUGACAGGACGAUGUCCUCAUGAGUAUCAAAACUACGGCUGCUACUGUGGACAGCAGGGAAGAGGAACCCCAGUAGAUCAGCUGGACCGGUGUUGUUUUCUGCAUCAGUGUUGUCUGGAACAGCUGAGUUCGCUGGGCUGCAGGAGAAACAGAAAACUCAAUGCUCAAAUCAUCUGCCAGAAAGGAAAACCCAGAUGUGUGGGUACGAGCGUGUGCGACCGGCUGCAGUGUGUCUGCGACCGUUCCACUGCUGAAUGCAUGGCUGCUUCUUACUUCAAUCAGUCAAUCACCUCGUCGUGUUCUGGGCCCCGUCCACCAUGCCACCGUACUACAGAUUCUUCGAUGCAAUCAACCAAUCAGGUCUCUAGCGAGGAGAGCAAUGAAAUGGCCCAGCAACGUCCGCAAACAAACACACAGAACCAGCAGCCAGUCAGGCCGCACACAUCCUCACUCGGAAAGAACCCAGCGCAAAGUAAACCUGUAGCGGGUGCCAAACAGGAGGAAGAAGAGGAAGAAGAGGAGCCAGGAAAAGAAGAAGAGGAAAAGGAGGAGCCAGAAAAAGAAGAGGAGGAAGAGGAACCAGAAUAGUAAAACAAGAUGGUUCUAGCUCUCAGUGUGCUCAGUCAUCAAAUAAAAUAAAAGAUGUACAGUAAUAGACAAAAAAACUCACUCAGCAUCGAUGUCCAAAGAAGGCGCCAUACAGAAUCAGCUGUUCCUCCUCAACUAACGUACAAACUGCAUAGAUCUGAUAGGAGCAAAUAACUACAGUAUACAAACUUGCCAUGUGAAACUGGGGCCAGCAAUUCUGCUCUGCAAACAAAAUCGACCUAUAGAAAUGAGAGAU
Molecule: messenger RNA, 3242 nt
Organism: Misgurnus anguillicaudatus (oriental weatherfish)
Lineage: Eukaryota; Metazoa; Chordata; Actinopteri; Cypriniformes; Cobitidae
Gene: oc90
Product: otoconin 90
Biological process (GO): arachidonate secretion; phospholipid metabolic process; lipid catabolic process
Molecular function (GO): phospholipid binding; calcium ion binding
Source: RefSeq, a predicted model, not a curated record